Messenger RNA from Dibothriocephalus latus, 1221 nucleotides. The record is from the annotation of a GenBank genome assembly. NCBI's taxonomy places the organism in Eukaryota, Metazoa, Platyhelminthes, Cestoda, Diphyllobothriidea, Diphyllobothriidae.
CCGCCUAAAAAAGCAUCUCCUCUUGACUCUGGCGAUGGUGAAAAUGAAGACUCAGCCAAGACCAUUGAACGAAGCCUAGCCAGGAAAGCUAAACUGGUACGCUUCCUAGACCCCAAAUGCGCCCAAAGCUUGUCUAUCCUGCUGGGCUCUCUAAAGGUGCCGUACGCGGAUCUGCGUUCAAGGAUAAUGGGUGUUCGUGAGGACCUUCUGAACCCCAACAUGAUUGAACAGUUGUUGAAGGCGCUUCCAGAGCCGGGCGUUAUGAACCAAAUUGUUGCCGUCUCAAACGAGUAUGACGACCUUGCUGAACCUGAACAGUUUUGUUGUCAAGUUGGCACCAUUAAGAAGUUAGUUCCGCGGCUCCAAUCGAUCCUGUUUAAACUGCGUUUUACCGAAAAAAUUGCCGAUAUAAAACCGGGCAUUGUGGCUGUCACGGAGGCGUUGAAAGAGCUGAACACAAGCAAGCACCUGAUGCGUGUCAUCGAGAUGGUCCUGCUUUUGGGCAACUACCUCAACUCCGGUUCGCGGAACGCCCAGUCUGUCGGCUUUCAAAUAUCCUUCCUUCCUAAACUGAGUGGUACGAAGGACAUUUACGGCAAGUCCACCCUAAUGCACUUCGUUCUGCGUGCCAUAGAGGCCAAAUUCCCGGACACGGUGCAAGGCCUGCUUACUGACCUGUCUUACAUAGAUAAGGCGUCGCGGUUCUCGGAGGACACUGCAAAGAUGCUUAUAGCCGAGAUGAAGAAGUCGGCAUCCAAUUUGGAGACUGAUUUGCGUACUUACCAGAGCCAGGGCGAGGAUGACGCCUUCCCCAGCGUUAUGCAGUCCUUCCUUGAGGAGGCCAAGCUGGAGAUAGACAAAGUGGAGAAUAUGUUCAAGCUGAUGCAGGAGCGGUUCGACGAGGGGAAACAGAAGAAACUGCGGGACGAGCGCGCGGAACGGGAGAAACAGCAGGCGGCAAUGCGCAUGAGCGGCGUUGCAGCGGGCAACCGCAAGCCUACCGAGGACGACGGCAACGUUAUCGAUACCCUCAUGGAGAGGCUGAAAACGGGCGCUGUCUUCAGUCCCGGCAUUGCUGGUCCGCCUCGGCGACCACGUGCACGUGGCAUGGCGGCAGCCAAUCAGAAUUCACCUCUCGCCCAGGAACUCCGGCAAAAACUUGUUCGCCAGCGAUCGCGACGCUACUCACCAGCCCAGGGUGCUCAGCUGUGUGAUGCCUGA